UGCUCUCCGGUAGACUGUAAUAGAAGGAGGUUUUAAAGGGCAGUAAAGCGGGAAGAAGCCGCACUGCUCCCGGACUCUCUUUGGGACACUCUGUGGGACUCUGUGGGACUGAAGACAUGGCCGCUGUCUCUCCGCUGCGGGGUUUCACACGUCUGGCGAGCGGAAUAACACGGCGACACUGCGGCUUCUUCCGGAAGAGUGUGACCUCAACUCGGAACGCUGCCUUACUCAUCGCUUUACCUCCAUUAUCUUAUCUGGGAUAUAAAACACUGUGGAGAGCUUCUUGUGCAACUGCAGUGUUUGCACUUGACAAAGCUGAGGAAAUUGUAGAACAAGCCGACUACUUGUACAGCUGUGGAGAAACAGAGAAACUUUACCAGCUGCUGCUGCAAUAUAAAGACAGUGAUGAUGCAGAGUUCCUGUGGAGACUGGCUCGAUCUUCCCGGGACCUCGCUUUGCUGCCCAACAUCGCUGCUGACCAAAAGAAAAAACUCAUCUACGAUGCAUUCAACUACGCCAACAAAGCACUAGAGAAAAACGAAGCCUGCUUUGCUGCACAUAAAUGGUAUGCUGUUUGCAUAAGUGAUUUAGGAGACUAUGAAGGGAUCAAAGUUAAAAUAGGAAAUUCCUUAAUCAUUAAGGAGCAUUUGGAGAGAGCUCUUGAGCUAAAUCCGAAGGAUGCCACUUCUUUCCACAUCCUGGGUCACUGGUGUUUUGCCUUUGCUGAAUUGCCGUGGUACCAGCGUAAAGUCGCAGCGGUUCUGUUCGCAUCCCCGCCAACUUCUACUUACGAAGAGGCAUUGGCGUUUUUUCUGCGAGCUGAGGAAGUGGAUCCAAACUUCUAUAGCAAGAAUCUUUUGAUGCUUGGGAAGACAUACAUGAUGCUCAAGAACCCGGAGAAGGCUCUUCUUUGGCUCAACAAAGCACGAGACUAUCCUGUUGUUACAGAAGAGGACAAACAGGUUCACAAAGAAGCGCAAGAUUUGCUCAAGACUCUAAAAGGUUGAUAGAAGGAUCCAUCUGUAUCAACAACACAUCUCCGUUGUUUGUUUCUGUUCUAAUAAUCUUAAUAGGGAACAUGUAACAUUUUAAAUAUUGUUUUGGGUUUUAAAUGAGCUUUUAUUGUAGACCUAUGGAAAUACAAGUUUCAAUGUUUUGAAUUAUACGGAGUGUAAUGUGAUCAAUCUUGUCCAUACCAUUAGACACACUGGUUUAUUUAAAAAAAUAUAUUUUUCAGUUGUCUUCACUAAAAUAAAAAUGUUUCUCCUUUC
Silurus meridionalis is the source of this 1271-nucleotide messenger RNA. RefSeq names its product regulator of microtubule dynamics 1 (gene rmdn1). The coding region runs from base 117 to 1007 and encodes 296 amino acids. Gene Ontology annotation, cellular component: spindle microtubule; cytoplasm; mitotic spindle pole. NCBI's taxonomy places the organism in Eukaryota, Metazoa, Chordata, Actinopteri, Siluriformes, Siluridae. The transcript is spliced from 10 exons. Gene Ontology annotation, molecular function: microtubule binding. The record is from RefSeq and is a predicted model, not a curated record.